Molecule: messenger RNA, 222 nt
Organism: Pneumocystis carinii B80
Lineage: Eukaryota; Fungi; Ascomycota; Pneumocystomycetes; Pneumocystales; Pneumocystaceae
Exons: 4
Coding region: 1-222 (73 amino acids)
Biological process (GO): protein insertion into mitochondrial inner membrane; protein import into mitochondrial matrix
Cellular component (GO): TIM23 mitochondrial import inner membrane translocase complex
Source: RefSeq, a predicted model, not a curated record
AUGGCUUCUACACUUGAAAAACUUAAAACAGGCGCUUUAAUGGGCUCUUCCGUCGGUCUUUGUGGAACUCUUCAUCUUAUACGGUACGGACCAGGGCGACAAGGAGUUAUUCGUACGCUAAGCACGUCUAUGAUAUCAAGCGCAGCGACAUUUGGGUUUUUUAUGGCUAUUGGAACAGUUAUUCGUACAGAGACAUUGAAGAAAGAAGAAGAAAAGCAUUAA